AUGGCGCUAGUCAGACACAGCCUUGGUUCUUCUAGCAGCAUCGAUGGCUUGAGUAGCGGCAAAAGCUCAGCCAGCCAAGCUUCUAAGAGCGCUUCUAGUGCCAGCGGAAUUGCUGCAAGCGCCGCCGGUGGACUGAGCGCUGGUAGCGGAUUAAUCAGCAGCGGCAUAGCAAGUGGAUUAAGCGCGGCUAGCGGAUCAUCUAACGCUAGCGGAUCGAGCAGUAGCAACGGAAUUACCGCGGCAGCAGUGGCUCAAGCGGCAGCAGUGGCUCAAGCGGCAGCAGUGGUUCAAGCGGCAGCAGUGGCUCAAGCGGCAGCAGUGGAUCAAGCGGCAGCAGUGGAUCAAGCGGCAGCAGUGGCUCAAGCGGCAGCAGUGGUUCAAGCGGCAGCAGCGGAUCAAGCGGCAGCAGCGGAUCAAGCGGCAGCAGCGGGUCAAGCGGCAGCAGUGGCUCAAGCGGCAGCAGCGGAUCAAGCGGCAGCAGUGGAUCAAGCGGCAGCAGCGGUUCAAGCGGCAGUAGUGGAUCAAGCGGCAGCAGCGGAUCAAGCGGCAGCAGUGGAUCAAGCGGCAGCAGCGGAUCAAGCGGCAGCAGUGGCUCAAGCGGCAGCAGUGGCUCAAGCAGCAGCAGCGGAUCAAACGGCAGCAGUGGAUCAAGCGGCAGCAGUGGAUCAAGCGGCAGCAUUGGAUCAAGCGGCAGCAGCGGCUCAAGCGGCAGUAGUGGCUCAAGCGGCAGUAGUGGAUCAAGCGGCAGCAGUGGAUCAAGCGGCAGCAGUGGCUCAAGCGGCAGCAGUGGCUCAAGCGGCAGCAGCGGAUCAAGCGGCAGCAGUGGAUCAAGCGGCAGCAGCGGUUCAAGCGGCAGUAGUGGAUCAAGCGGCAGCAGCGGAUCAAGCGGCAGCAGUGGAUCAAGCGGCAGCAGCGGAUCAAGCGGCAGCAGUGGCUCAAGCGGCAGCAGUGGCUCAAGCGGCAGCAGCGGAUCAAACGGCAGCAGUGGAUCAAGCGGCAGCAGUGGAUCAAGCGGCAGCAUUGGAUCAAGCGGCAGCAGCGGCUCAAGCGGCAGUAGUGGCUCAAGCGGCAGUAGUGGAUCAAGCGGCAGCAGUGGAUCAAGCGGCAGCAGUGGCUCAAGCGGCAGCAGUGGUUCAAGCGGCAGCAGCGGAUCAAGCGGCAGCAGCGGAUCAAGUGGUAGCGGCGGAUCAAGCGGCAGCAGUGGCUCAAGCGGCAGCAGCGGAUCAAGCGGCAGCAGUGGAUCAAGCGGCAGCAGCAGAUCAAGCGGCAGCAGUGGAUCAAGCGGCAGCAGCGGCUCAAGCGGCAGUAGUGGCUCAAGCGGCAGUAGUGGAUCAAGCGGCAGCAGUGGCUCAAGCGGCAGCAGCGGAUCAAGUGGCAGCAGCGGAUCAAGCGGCAGCAGUGGAUCAAGCGGCAGCAGCGGAUCAAGCGGCGGCAGCGGAUCAAGCGGCAGCAGCGGAUCAAGCGGCAGCAGUGGCUCAAGCGGCAGCAGUGGCUCAAGCGGCAGUAGCGGAUCAAGCGGCAGCAGUGGAUCAAGCGGCAGCAGUGGCUCAAGCGGCAGCAGUGGCUCAAGCGGCAGCAGUGGUUCAAGCGGCAGCAGCGGAUCAAGCGGCAGCAGCGGAUCAAGUGGUAGCGGCGGAUCAAGCGGCAGCAGUGGCUCAAGCAGCAGCAGCGGAUCAAGCGGCAGCAGUGGAUCAAGCGGCAGCAGCGGAUCAAGCGGCAGCAGUGGAUCAAGCGGCAGCAGCGGCUCAAGCGGCAGUAGUGGCUCAAGCGGCAGUAGUGGAUCAAGCGGCAGCAGUGGCUCAAGCGGCAGCAGCGGAUCAAGUGGCAGCAGCGGAUCAAGCGGCAGCAGUGGAUCAAGCGGCAGCAGCGGAUCAAGCGGCGGCAGCGGAUCAAGCGGCAGCAGCGGAUCAAGCGGCAGCAGUGGCUCAAGCGGCAGCAGUGGCUCAAGCGGCAGUAGCGGAUCAAGCGGCAGCAGUGGAUCAAGCGGCAGCAGUGGCUCAAGCGGCAGCAGUGGCUCAAGCGGCAGUAGUGGCUCAAGCGGCAGCAGCGGAUCAAGCGGCAGCAGUGGCUCAAGCGGCAGCAGUGGAUCAAGCGGUAGCAGUGGAUCAAGCGGCAGCAGCGGAUCAAGCGGUAGCAGUGGAUCUAGCGGCAGCAGCGGAUCAAGCGGCAGCAGUGGAUCAAGCGGCAGCAGUGGAUCAAGCGGCAGCAGUGGCUCAAGCGGCAGCAGUGGUUCAAGCGGCAGCAGCGGAUCAAGCGGCAGCAGCGGAUCAAGUGGCAGCGGCGGAUCAAGCGGCAGCAGUGGCUCAAGCGGCAGCAGCGGAUCAAACGGCAGCAGUGGAUCAAGCGGCAGCAGCGGAUCAAGCGGCAGCAGUGGCUCAAGCGGCAGCAGCGGAUCAAGUGGCAGCAGCGGAUCAAGCGGCAGCAGUGGAUCAAGCGGCAGCAGCGGAUCAAGCGGCAGCAGCGGAUCAAGCGGCAGCAGCGGAUCAAGCGGCAGCAGUGGCUCAAGCGGCAGCAGUGGCUCAAGCGGCAGUAGCGGAUCAAGCGGCAGCAGUGGAUCAAGCGGCAGCAGUGGCUCAAGCGGCAGCAGUGGCUCAAGCGGCAGUAGUGGCUCAAGCGGCAGCAGCGGAUCAAGCGGCAGCAGUGGCUCAAGCGGCAGCAGUGGAUCAAGCGGUAGCAGUGGAUCAAGCGGCAGCAGCGGAUCAAGCGGUAGCAGUGGAUCUAGCGGCAGCAGUGGAUCAAGCGGCAGCAGUGGCUCAAGCGGCAGCAGUGGAUCAAGCGGUAGCAGUGGAUCAAGCGGCAGCAGCGGAUCAAGCGGUAGCAGUGGAUCUAGCGGCAGCAGUGGAUCAAGCGGCAGCAGUGGAUCAAGCGGCAGCAGCGGCUCAAGCGGUAGCAGUGGAUCUAGCGGCAGCAGUGGAUCAAGCGGCAGCAGCGGAUCAAGCGGUAGCAGUGGAUCUAGCGGCAGCAGUGGAUCAAGCGGCAGCAGUGGAUCAAGCGGCAGCAGCGGCUCAAGCGGUAGCAGUGGAUCUAGCGGCAGCAGUGGAUCAAGCGGCAGCAGUGGAUCAAGCGGCAGCAGCGGCUCAAGCGGUAGCAGUGGAUCUAGCGGCAGCAGUGGAUCAAGUGGCAGCAGUGCCUCAAGCGACAGCAGUGCCUCAAGCGGCAGCAGUGGAUCAAGCGGCAGCAGUGGGUCAAGUUCCAGAAGCCAGGCGAGCAGCAGCAGCAGCUCCUCUUCCAAUUAGAAGACCAACUCGUCUAAUUCCCUCAAACCGUCCAACCAGUGAAUUCCGAAUUAAAACCGUACAUCAAUUAUUAAAAUAUCCUAUAAUUUUAAUAUAUGAAUGAUCGACUUAAUUGGUAAAUAUUAUUUCCAUACAUAUUUUUGGGUACAAUGAAAUGAAAUGAAAUUAGUUUAUUUGCAUUAAACCGUUUAAAAUUAUUACAAAAGCCAUGUGCUACUAUUUUGGCAGCUGUUCGAUUACCUUAAGAUGUAGGUACGCAGAUAUUUUACGUUUUAUAUUAUAAAAAAAAGGGGGAACAAAAUUAGAAUCCAAUUAUGUUAUUUAAAUUGUCGUUACAUAUUAAAAGUUUAGUUAAUGGUACGUCAUGUCACCUCUACAUAUACACAUAACAACAUUGUAAUGUAACGGUCAUUUUAAAAUAAUUGAAGGUUAUUUACUUUAACACUUAGAAUUAUAAAUGGAUUUAAUUUUGAACUUUCUUAAUAUUAGUUCUAUGAUUAGGAAUUAACGUAACAUAGCAAGAAAUGUGUUUGAUAAUUGAACUCGUCCAUUUGAAAUAAAAUUAAUUUGAGCAUCAGUA
Molecule: messenger RNA, 3816 nt
Organism: Galleria mellonella (greater wax moth)
Lineage: Eukaryota; Metazoa; Arthropoda; Insecta; Lepidoptera; Pyralidae
Product: nuclease SbcCD subunit C-like
Exons: 4
Coding region: 1-3339 (1112 amino acids)
Source: RefSeq, a predicted model, not a curated record